AACAAGGUGCUUAUUAAAUUGAUUUGUCUCCUGGCUUUUCUGGAAUGCAGAGCCGAGCGCGGGAGCGAGUCGCUGCUCACACCAAGUUCCCGCACGGCGGAGCGACAUGGCGAGCCCGGGGUCGCUGGAGACGGUCAUGCCUUCCUCCUGCCCCCGGCACGACGGCAGAGCCGCCACCGCUAACCCCUCCAAGACCCUGGCCUUCUCCAUCGAGCGGAUCAUGGCAAAGACGUCGGAGCCCAAGCCGGCCUUCGAGGAGCGGCACGGCGGGCCGGGGCCGGAGCCGGGCAAGAAGCCGCUGAGCCUGUGCUCGCCCCUGCCCUGCGUGAUCCCCAUCCCGCCGCUGGGCUACGAGCUGCCCUCCAAGACUCUCAACUACUCGGAGCUGUGGAAGAGCAGCCUGCGGGGCGGUGCGGGGCUCUGCAAAGCCAACUGCGGCGUUUGCUGCAAGGCAGAGCUCGCCCUGGGCCAGCCCAGCGGCCGGCUCAUCAAGCCGCAGGUCAUCCACCAGGCAGGGGCCGUGCCGGCUGCCCCCCGCUCCCUCUACUACUUCAACUACCUGGACGCCGCCUACCACCCGGCCGACCUCCUGCACGGACAGCUCUUCCCGGCCGGCCUGCUGGGCGCCCCGCCGCCCGGGGGGCUCUCGGCCCACCAGAAGCUUUUCCUGCUGGAGAACGCCAAGCUGGCGGGGCUGGCGGCCGAGAAGCUGCCGCCGCCGCCGCCCUUCGCCCACAAGGAGCGGCUGCCGGGACACCUGGACCAGGUGAUGAAGGAGGCGGCGGCGGCGGAGCGCGGCGGCCCCCCCAAGGGCCACGCCAAGAUGGGGGGCGGCGGCGGCGGGGCGGCGGAGGGCAAGCCCAAAAACUUUACCUGCGAGGUCUGCGGCAAGGUGUUCAACGCGCACUACAACCUCACCCGCCACAUGCCGGUGCACACGGGGGCCCGGCCUUUCGUCUGCAAGGUCUGCGGGAAGGGCUUCCGCCAGGCCAGCACCCUGUGCCGGCACAAAAUCAUCCACACCCAGGAGAAACCCCACAAGUGCAACCAGUGCGGGAAGGCGUUCAACAGGAGCUCCACGCUCAACACCCACAUCCGCAUCCACGCUGGCUACAAGCCCUUCGUCUGCGAAUUCUGCGGCAAGGGCUUCCACCAGAAAGGCAACUACAAGAACCACAAGCUGACCCACAGCGGGGAGAAGCAGUACAAGUGUACCAUUUGCAACAAAGCCUUCCACCAGAUCUAUAACUUGACUUUCCACAUGCACACCCACAAUGACAAGAAGCCCUUUACGUGUGUCACUUGCGGGAAAGGAUUUUGCAGAAACUUUGAUUUAAAGAAGCACGUCCGAAAGUUGCACGACAGCACCCCGGGGCUGUGCAGGCAGAGGGGGACACCAGCAGGGAAAGGCACCCAGCCCUUGGACUGCGGUCCUGGGGGCGUUAGUGCCUGGUGAUACGGUCACCCCAUGGCCUUCCUCUCCUGGAGAUUCCUGCACACAGGAAU
Molecule: messenger RNA, 1506 nt
Organism: Prinia subflava (tawny-flanked prinia)
Lineage: Eukaryota; Metazoa; Chordata; Aves; Passeriformes; Cisticolidae
Gene: FEZF2
Product: FEZ family zinc finger 2
Exons: 5
Coding region: 107-1456 (449 amino acids)
Biological process (GO): regulation of transcription by RNA polymerase II
Cellular component (GO): nucleoplasm
Molecular function (GO): RNA polymerase II cis-regulatory region sequence-specific DNA binding; DNA-binding transcription repressor activity, RNA polymerase II-specific
Source: RefSeq, a predicted model, not a curated record